Octodon degus (degu) is the source of this 2049-nucleotide messenger RNA. It is a transcript of the gene Pou6f2, whose product is annotated as POU class 6 homeobox 2. The coding region runs from base 4 to 2049 and encodes 681 amino acids. The record is from RefSeq and is a predicted model, not a curated record. Gene Ontology annotation, biological process: regulation of transcription by RNA polymerase II. The transcript is spliced from 9 exons. Gene Ontology annotation, molecular function: RNA polymerase II cis-regulatory region sequence-specific DNA binding; DNA-binding transcription factor activity, RNA polymerase II-specific. Lineage: Eukaryota; Metazoa; Chordata; Mammalia; Rodentia; Octodontidae.
CCAAUGAUAGCUGCACAAGUCAGUAAGCCCUUGCUGUCAGCGCAGAGUGAAAUGAAUGCGGAGUUGAGAGGUGAAGACAAGGCUGCUACUUCAGACAGCGAGCUGAAUGAGUCCCUGCUUGCGCCUGUGGAAUCAAAUGACAACGAGGACACUCCCAGCAAGCUCUUCGGGGCCAGAGGCAACGCAGCACUGUCAGAUCCAGACUCUCCGGAGCAGCACCCAACCAGUCACACCCACCCUCCGUUUCCUGUUGGGCCACAGCCACUUCUGACGGCCCAGCAGCUCGCCUCUGCUGUGGCUGGCGUGAUGCCCGGAGGCCCCCCAACCCUCAACCAGCCCAUCCUUAUCCCCUUCAAUAUGGCUGGACAGCUCGGUGGCCAACAGGGUCUGGUCCUCACACUGCCCACAGCGAAUCUUACCAACAUCCAAGGACUGGUAGCAGCAGCUGCAGCUGGAGGCAUUAUGACUCUUCCAUUGCAAAAUCUACAAGCUACCUCAUCCCUGAACUCCCAGUUGCAACAGCUUCAGCAGCUCCAACAACUCCAGCAGCAACAACAGCAGCAGCAACAACAGCAGCAGCAGCCGCAGCAGCAACCUACUGCACCAUCGACCAACCAGCAGCCCCAGCAGUCCCAGCCCGCCCCGCAGGCCCCGCAACCCCUACCCACCUCCCAGCCUCCGGCAGCUCCUGCAUCCCAGUUGCUCCAGGCCCCGCAGCCCCAGCAGCACCAGCCCCACUCCCACCCCCAGAACCAGAGCCAGCCAUCUCCAACCCAACAGAGCCCCAGCCCCCCUCAGAAGCCCAGCCAGUCUCCCGGCCACGGCCUUCCGUCUCCGCUCACGCCUCCCACCCCUUUGCAGCUGGUUAAUAAUCCUCUAGCAAGUCAGGCCGCAGCGGCUGCAGCCAUGGGCUCCCUAGCAAGCUCACAGGCCUUUGGCAAUGCCCUCUCCAGCCUUCAGGGGGUCACGGGUCAACUAGUUACUAAUGCACAAGGACAGAUCAUCGGGACCAUUCCACUAAUGCCUAAUCCAGGGCCUUCGAGCCAAGCAGCAAGUGGCACUCAGGGCCUUCAAGUGCAGCCUAUCACUCCCCAACUCCUGACAAAUGCCCAGGGCCAGAUCAUCGCCACGGUCAUCGGGAACCAAAUCCUGCCUGUGAUCAACACCCAGGGCAUCACACUCUCUCCCAUCAAGCCAGGCCAGCAGCUCCACCAACCCUCCCAGACGUCAGUGGGUCAAGGAGCCUCACAAGGGACCCUUCUGCACCUGGCUCACAGUCAAGCAUCCAUGUCUCAAAGUCCCGUCCGACAGCCUUCCUCCUCUUCUUCCUCAUCUUCCUCUUCUUCAGCUUUGAGCGUGGGCCAGUUAGUCAGCAAUCCUCAAACGGCAGCGGGUGAGGUGGAUGGGGUUAAUCUGGAGGAGAUCCGAGAAUUUGCCAAAGCUUUUAAAAUCCGGCGCCUGUCCCUUGGCCUGACCCAAACUCAGGUGGGACAAGCUCUCAGUGCCACAGAGGGCCCCGCGUACAGCCAGUCGGCCAUCUGCAGACACACCAUCCUGAGAAGCCACUUUUUCCUACCACAGGAAGCCCAAGAGAACACUAUAGCUAGCAGUCUCACAGCCAAACUGAACCCUGGCCUUUUGUAUCCUGCCAGGUUUGAAAAGCUGGACAUCACCCCUAAAAGUGCCCAGAAGAUCAAGCCGGUGCUUGAGCGGUGGAUGGCUGAGGCUGAAGCCCGCCAUCGAGCCGGGAUGCAGAACCUCACCGAGUUUAUUGGGAGUGAACCAUCCAAAAAGCGCAAGCGGCGCACCUCCUUCACACCCCAGGCCCUUGAGAUCCUCAAUGCCCACUUUGAGAAGAACACACACCCCUCGGGGCAGGAAAUGACCGAGAUUGCUGAGAAGCUGAACUAUGACCGGGAAGUAGUUAGAGUCUGGUUCUGCAAUAAGAGGCAAGCCCUGAAGAAUACAAUCAAACGCUUAAAACAGCACGAGCCGGCCACCACAGUCCCACUAGAGCCCUUAACAGACUCUCUGGAAGAAAACUCCUAA